Notolabrus celidotus (New Zealand spotty) is the source of this 5799-nucleotide messenger RNA. RefSeq names its product pollen-specific leucine-rich repeat extensin-like protein 2. The transcript has 18 exons. Lineage: Eukaryota; Metazoa; Chordata; Actinopteri; Labriformes; Labridae. Gene Ontology annotation, molecular function: calcium ion binding. The record is from RefSeq and is a predicted model, not a curated record. The coding region runs from base 980 to 3355 and encodes 791 amino acids.
UUUUUAAAAAAUACCAGCCUCAGAUUAAUUAAGAACUGUGUGAGCUAUAAACCAAUUAAACGCUCCAAUAAGGAUAAUAUAAAGCCUGAAAACGCGCUAAGUACACCUUCUAAAAAAAAAGCUAACGUUAGCAUGCUAACAUAUAACAUUACAAUGGCUCUGCUAGUCUUAAGGCCUCAGUUUCAGUCGACAGUAUUCGAGUUAAAUUCGGAUUUAACGUCGAUAAAACUAUUGACUAAGAAAGUUAAACGUCGAAUGUAAGCUCUGAAAUUUAACUAUUCGAAUAUUUGAGCUUAAUGCUAAGUAGUUAACAGCUCGGUUAGCCUAACGGUUUAGCUUGCUAUUGAACCUCACAGGAGCUCCUAGCUAACUGCUAAUGUUAGCACGCUAACAUGUAGCCGGAACCUAUUUAAAACAGUGCAGUCCGUCGAGCUAAUGCUAAUGUCGUCAUGCUAAUAUUAGCCAGAGACUUCACUGAAGGGAAAAAUGACAUAAAUAUAACAUUUUGGAAAGCCUGGAUUACCUCUCCCACAAGACCAACACAAGAUCCAUUUGAUGCUGAUCUGGCUGGGAGAACAACACCCCCUCUCUGUGCUGUAAUGAAGUACAACAUGAAGGUUCCUGACUGCAGUCCUGACUCCUGACAGGUCUUUGUUUACAGCAGAGGGUGACAUUCCCCGGCAACUUCCCCUGAAUCCAACCCCUCCUUCACCGCCACCUCCUCCAGUAAACCUCCACCACCGCCGGCCCCUCCCACCGGAGCCGUAACCUCUCCUAAUCCCCCCCACCCUCGUUGCUGUGGAGACGGCUCAGACGAGCAGGUGAUGCAUUGACAGGGAGCAGAUGGUUCCCUGUGGAGGGACCUGUUUAUGUUUCUUUUGUUACCAAGGCGGUCUUGUGGGAUAGAGGACUCUGCAGCCACACCGCUCAUGAUCAUCCGCACCAUCGUCCUCUGUUGUGUCCUCGCUUCUUGUCUCACAUGAAGUCUCGUCCUGAGGACCUCAGACCUCCUCGCUUCCUGAGCUCCAGGUCCAGACUGCAGCCUCCGCCUACACAAACUCUCUCUGCCCUGAAGACCCAAACACUGGAGGGUAACUUCACACUCGACCUGGACAGGAAAAGAAAUAUGCAGAAUCAUGUCGCAGGAAGGCGCUCUGCUGUUAUCAUCCCCUGUGUUCCACUUCCUGCUCCUCCACCAUCAUCCACCAUUAAUCCAACACCUCCCCUCGUAAACACCCCUGACACACGCCAUCCAAACUCUGAGCCAGCAUCUCCUGCCUCCCCUCGUCCUGCUCCAGAGGAGGAAGAAGAAGAAGAAGAAGAAGAAGAAGAAGGAGAAGAAGAAGAAGAAGAAGAAGAAGAAGAGAGGGAGAAACCACCACAGCCUGCUCGGAUGUCCAUCACUGAGUCAGACUUGAAGCUGGAGUUUGAACCUGCAGAGUUUGAACCUGCUGGACCGGAUCCAUCCUCCCCUCCAGCCUCUGUGGUCUCCCAUGGGUCCCUCUCAGACUUCAGUCGACCUCCUUCCAGCAUGUUCAGCCGCAGCACUGACCUCGCCAGUGGCAGGAGCAGCAUCAUGUCUGACUUCAGGGACUCGGACCCAGAAGGCAGUGUUUGUUUAUCACCGCUCUGUCCUCGUUCAGUGAUGCAGUCACCUUCAGCUUUAACCAUGAGAGCUACGACUACCUCUCCUCUCUGUGAGCGACCGUCUAGGCCUGAUGAGCCCGAUGAGCCUCUUUCACCUCGCCUAACGUCAGGUGUCCUUCCUCAGCCGGAUGAACCGAGUGCAGAACUGACUGAGAGUCACCACCGAGCUGCUUCAACAGAUCCUGCUUUCAACCCAUGCACUGACUCCAACCCCGGCCUCACUGCCUUGGCUUUCCCCUCUGCUACCUGGUCCUCCUGCCCGAGCCCACAGAGGACGACUCCACCCAGACCAGACUCACGACAGAAGCUGACCCCGUCUGUAUCCCUGACUCCACUGGAGUCUCAUCGCUGGUCUGUCUUGCCUCCAAUCUCUCCAGUCAGAGGACGCUGUGCCACGGCGGCAUCGCGGUACUCUGAGCUCAGCUGCAGCCAGUCUCGUGUGUUUGAUGAACUGGAGGCCAUCGCACCUCGAUCCACAUCCUGCCCCUCUCUGGACCAGACAGACGACUCCUCCUGCUGCUCUUCACCUGAUACAGAGCUCUCGCCCGGCCUUGCAGCACUGACGGUGGGCUGUGACUCAGGGAACCUGGGUUCCAUCUCCCGGGUCCAGCUGCUCCUCCUCAACAGAAACGACCCUGACACGGCGCCGAGUCCCUUCACACAUGAUGACGACCUCUUUGAAGAGGAGGACUGGUCUGAUCUGAGGAUGGAAGAUGACCCAGAACUGACAUCAGCAGGUGUCUCGAGGCCCCUCACAGCUGGCAGCGACUCUGAAAGGUGUGACUCUGCAGGGAAAGUCCAGGAAAACAAAUCAGAUCUCUCUGACGGAGAAACCGGCUCACCGUCUUCUUGGAUCAUCGACCCGAGUCCAUCAUGUCACAUGUUCAGAUCUCCUCCCUGUUCCAGUGCGGGGGAAAACGGCCCCACAGGAGAGGAGUGCGGUUCUCCAGGAUGGAGGGGGUCCGGGAGUGUUGACCACAGCCGUGAAGAGAUGGAGAGAAGGAUGGAGGAGAGGAAAACAAAGGCACUGAGCAUGCUCUCCAAACUGCAGGAUGACACUCCUCGUCGGACGAAAAACAGCAGAGGUUGUUCCAACUUCGAGGAAUUCGACUUCUUGGCAAAGUACUGCAUCUUCAGUCAGGAGAAGCUGGCCGAGUACAAAAGAGCUUUUGAAGCAGAGGACAGUGAUGGUGACGGCUACAUCUCCUGCCUUCAGGUCCUCCUCGCUCUUAAAAACAUCCUCCCUGCAGAGCUGCUGUCUGAGGAAGAGGAGAUCUACGUUUACCGGAUCCUGGAGAUGGUGGACUUCAGGGUGACAGAUGGACUUGUGGACCUGAGGCUCUUUGCUGUGAUCGCCAGUCUAGCUCAGAAAAUCGCCACCAUGGAUGAGUUCAUGCGAUCAUUGAUCAGCGACAUGGACUUCCGCUCUCUAGAAGUGCGUCUCUUCAAAGCCAAGCAACUCUUCCUGUUCCUCCUGGAGGAGCAGCCGGGGGACGGCGGAUCUCAGCCGGGCAUCAUCAGCGCCGAGCAGCUGCUGCUGGAGCUGAAGGCCGGGGGGAUCCGGCUGGAGCAGGAGGCGGCCGUCCGGCUGGAGCUGCAGCGCAUUCCUCCCCUCGACCUGCUGGACUUCCUGGCCUACCUGCCCCUCUUCAUGAUCAUCCACAAGUCAGUCAUUUCCAACCCUCUCGACACCUCCAGUAACCUCUGACCUCUGACCCCGGGCUCAGGUGUCCAUAUUGAUACAUGUAGAGGAAAAGUGCAGCAUGCAUCUGCAGGACUUUGUAGUUUGGUCUCACAUUGUGGAUCUUGCAGCCAAAUUCCACCAGAAAUCCUCCGUCACAGCACCAGAUCUGAUAGGUUUCUAUUCUAGUCAAUGUGUUAACUUCCACUGGAUCCGCUCCGUUGUGUUCCGGCUGCAUCUCUGAUCCAGCAGGUCGGAGUCCUCCGGAUCAGAUACACAAGACUUCUAUUUGUGCCGGAUGCACAACGCAUCAAUCUCAACAGAGCAGCUGGAGCGGGACAGGAAGUCAGGUUUCACCAAAACAAAAUGAAAACAUCCGGUUAAUUUUCAGAAUAAAACACUCUGUGUUAUCACAGAUCGUAUUUACCUUAACUACAACAACAAACCAAAGUCAUGAUGAGCGGAGCCAGGCCUGGAGUCAACAGGUCAGAGGUUUUCAGAGGACCAGAAAGACAACAUGGAUGAGGAGAGGAGGAGGAGGAUUAGAGACGGACCAGACCCGGAUCUGGUGGAAGUCCCGUGUUACAGGUGUCUCUUCACACUCUGGUGCAAAAACAUGAGUUACUCUGAAACCUUCGCCGUGUGGCUGCUACGAUUUAACGUCCUCUUUAUGUGCACUCUUACACUAAACUAAGCCUGGUCUGUGUUGAAUGAAACUCCUCUUCAUAAAGGAAGACUUCAUGCAGGUUACAGUGACAGAUACGUUCAGCACAGUGGCCCCAAAUGACACCAAUUAGAGCCGCCUGUUGCUCUCUUUGAGCUUUAUUUGCAUCAACGCUUCACAGAACGUCUCGCAUGCGAUGAUUUACAUCCCGGCCUUUCAGAAACCAUGUCCUCAUUCAUACAGGGACCUAAACGAACUUUCAGGACUGCUUCACAAUCCUAAUCUUGGAUAUUUCAAACAGUUACCACAAAGAGAAAGAAGUAGAGAGAACACAGAAGGCUUUAAUAACUCCUCUGUUUGAGUCUGUGACGUUUCAGAGAGCAGUGAAGUGCUGUCUGUGGUCCUGAAAUAUGUUUCCUCUGCAGUGAAGUUUCACAAAGCCUUGAAUGCACCGCAGCACUCUUACAUUUCUUGCAUCAGAUCAAAUCUCUGAACGAGAGGAGGAGAAGGAGUUCAUGUACAUUUUCUGACGCAACAGCCUCGCAUUGUCCUGCAGUGAAAAACAGAAUACGAGCAGAGAUCCGCGCUCAGACUUUUGUCCUCUUCUAUCCAACUUAAUCAACACUGAUGAAUGAUAUUCAAUGAGAUAUUCAUCUAAUAUAGUUUGAGCCAUUGUUUCACCUCGGCUUUGCCAAUUAGACAUGGCCGUGCUCUCCUGCGGCUCGUACACGCUUGACAAACCGCCGAGGAGGGGGACAUAAUGGACUGUGACAGGCUGCAAAAGCAUGACUGUUAGACCGGGGACGUCCUGUAAGAAGCAUAUGUCCUCCUGGAACAACAGGACAAGACUGCAACCUCUUAUUAAACAUGAUUAUAAAAGUGCAUGAAAUACAUUUCUGCCUUUUCCUCUCUCAGCUGCAGAACCUCUUAAAGGAACAGUGGCGUUACAGUGAGACUCUUUAAAGCUCCAGUGAGGAGUUUUAUCUGGUGAUGAAACAGACUGAUGUUAACAGUGAUGCCUCUUUAUUACGUUACAAAGCAAACAGACUGAUCACUAAUAUACAGUAUGUGGAAACACUUGUUGCACAUGACAUAAGAGGUAUCACUUUGUCCACAGGGGGCGCCAAAUCAAUACAAACUUAAGGUUCCUCACAGGAGCUUUAAAGUCGUUCUAGUUGUUUCGUUUGAGGUCUGGAGGGCAAACUUUGUAUUUAUUCUGAAAGUUUCUGCUGCAUGUUCUUUAAAAUGAGGUAACAGUAACAGAUGUUUUUUUACUGGAUGAUGAAGACUUGUAGGAGUUUUGCACUUAGACUGAGGCUGCAGAUGAAAUCUCUCAACAACCAGCAGCCUCAGAUUGAUUCCCGGUCUCUGCAGGAUGUAGAGCAUGUCAUCCCCUUUUCCCCCUGCAUCUUCCCUCUCUCAUUAUUUACUUUCUUUAUCCUAAUAAAGCUGAAAAAUGAUGAAGAUGAUGGUAACUUUACUCUACAGAUGAAUUUGAGAAAGAUAUUAAUCUUUGUUUUGUCUUGAGAACCAGAGGGUCACCGACUCCAGUCCUGUCACAGACCAAAGCACGGCCGAGGCGCAUCCCAAAAGGUGGCACUAGCCUCUCUUAAAGUCUAACUGGCCAACCCAUAAUCCUCAGCUGUGAUUGGCCAGGCCUGUCAGAGGCUAUAUUUAUGUUAAAAUCAUCUCUUUGUCAAAAGUUAACGGUUGGUGUAUAUUUUCUUCUGUCAGUGCCUUUAGUUGAAACUUUGUACAAACAUCUUCUUUUCAAAUCCUGAAGAAUAAAGCGAAGAUUUCUGUGUCA